AUGGAUGUAUUAUGGACAAAUUUACCACCAAUAACAAAAACAUGGUGUUUAUCAACAAUAAUAAUAUCAACGUUGCUAACUUUAAAAAAAUUAAAAUUUAUAAAUUUAUUAUUUAUACCAGAUAAAAUAAUAAAUCAAGGACAAAAUUGGAGAAUCUUGACUACUUUUAUUACAUUUGGAGAAUUAUCAAUUGAUUUAAUUUUUAAAAUUUGGGAAAUUCAAUCAAGUUGUUCUAAAUUAGAAAAUUCUUUCUUGUUGUCUAAAUCUAUUUUACCUUUUGGAGUUUUGGAAAAUUUUAAUGAAUUUCAACUCCAGACAUUAAAUCAAUUUAUUGAAAGAAAUAAAACUAUUGAUUUUUUUUAUUUCUUUGGUCAAAUAUGUUUAUCUAUAAUAUUGUGUUCAUUAUACUUACAUUAUAAAUUUAAAAUAACAAUUAUGAAUUUAGGGUCAGUAUUAAUUCAAAUUUUUAUAUAUUAUGAAUCAAAAUUAAGACCAUUACAACAAAUUAAUUUUUUUGGUAUAUUACAAUUUAAUAAUUUAUAUUAUCCUUAUUUUAGUGCUUUUUUAAAUUUAUUAUUAAAUGAAAGAUUUAAUUUUGAAAAUGAUAAUCAACAACAGAAUCAACAACAACCACCACAAGGAGGACCAUUUAUUUUUGGUUCAUUACGUAGUUUAUUUAAUAAACCAGUUUUAUAUUUUUAUUUAGUAAGUUUUAUAUUAGGUCAUUUUUGGUGGUUUAGUAGAGAAAUAAUGAUAAAAGAUUUACAUUAUAAUGAAGAAAAUGAUGAUUUAAAAAAAUAUAAAAUAAGAAAACAAACUUUAACAAGAUCAAGUGUUUGGAAAUUUAAUAUUAUAAGAGAGCUACUUGUAUUUUUAUUAUUACCUCCUUGGUAUUGGAUUAUUAUUUCAAAAAUUAAAAAUCAACGACAACCAAGACAACUUCAAGAAAUUCAACAUCCUUUAUAG
This is a messenger RNA of Lodderomyces pseudojiufengensis, 966 nucleotides long. RefSeq lists its product as uncharacterized. Bases 1 to 966 code for a protein of 321 amino acids. NCBI's taxonomy places the organism in Eukaryota, Fungi, Ascomycota, Pichiomycetes, Serinales, Debaryomycetaceae. The record is from RefSeq and is a predicted model, not a curated record. The transcript has a single exon. Gene Ontology annotation, cellular component: endoplasmic reticulum membrane; Hrd1p ubiquitin ligase ERAD-L complex. Gene Ontology annotation, molecular function: misfolded protein binding; ubiquitin-specific protease binding. Gene Ontology annotation, biological process: endoplasmic reticulum unfolded protein response.